This is a messenger RNA of Orbicella faveolata, 1038 nucleotides long. RefSeq lists its product as uncharacterized. The record is from RefSeq and is a predicted model, not a curated record. NCBI's taxonomy places the organism in Eukaryota, Metazoa, Cnidaria, Anthozoa, Scleractinia, Merulinidae.
UUUCUGACGAACAAGUAACGAUUGCUUUUGCUGCGAAUCCUUGCGGCUUCUGUCAAAUCUGAGUCUUUUACGGUGAUCGCCAUACCUUCUUUAAAAGGCUGACAGGGGAGUACACGUAGAGGCUGGAACAUGGCGAUGGCGGGAAAGCGAGACAGCUUCGUAAGCGUGAUACUAACUCAUCUGAUAAUCUUCGGUAUCAUCUUCAGCUACAGCAGGAAAAAGACCCUAUGGCAUAAAACUGUCGACAAUGGCCAAGAUUCAAUGGGAAUUGCAUUGCAAUGCCUCCACCAACAUAGCUUACGGCUUCCUGAACUUGCGCUUGAGCUGAACCACAGGCGCCAUUUUGGCUACUCGAGGACCUCCUCCAAUGGCUUCUUCAGUGGUAGGAUAACCCGAUAUCGCAACAGCGUCUCCACCUUUCAUCUGUCUCGUUUGUUUAUUAGUUGGGAUGUCGAUUUAAACCCUGGCCUAAACAACGAGAAGCCGAAAUGUCAUAAGUGCUCGAGAUCUAUAGCUCGCAACCAUCGAUCACUUAACUGCAGCUCUUGUGGUUUUAAAUACCAUAUCAAGUGCGGAGAGGUCGCGGUAAAGCAAUUCAAGCAAAUUCAAACAUACGACCCAUCGAUCUGGACCUGUUCAGCAUGUCAACAACAUCCUACACCGGAAUGGGACACGAACUUCACGCUAUUACAAUCACUCCCUUAUUCUUCUAUUUCAAAUGAUUCAUUCCUAAUUAUGGCGGAUUCUAUGGAUACAGCAAUAACUCCCAGUCAACUACACAAAGAGGUUGACGAAAAUCAUUUAUUGGACCUCGCACAGAAGCUGGACACUCACUCAAGUAAGGAUCUUAGAGUGGCACACUUGAACGUAUGCAGCCUAAGAAAUAAGAUCGAGGAACUAAGGUGUUUACAGUUAAUAUGCAGAUUUGAAAUCCUUGAACCGAAGGAUCUUUCGAAGCCUAAAGAAGACAGAAAUCAGCGAAGGAUUACAGAACUCGCGAUCGUUUGUCAUUUUGAAAACACUGUUAUAGAAUUGUGA